This is a messenger RNA of Knipowitschia caucasica, 222 nucleotides long. Lineage: Eukaryota; Metazoa; Chordata; Actinopteri; Gobiiformes; Gobiidae. The record is from the annotation of a GenBank genome assembly.
AUGUUGACGCUGCGUCAGUACGGGGCGGGGCUCGCCGCUGUGGCUGGUUACUUUUGUCUGUGCUUCGUGGAAAAGGCAGGACUCCACACGGGACGCUGUCUGGAAACCCACUCCCCACUUUCCCUGACUGACCGCUCCAGGUCAAUCGCACAAGAUGUCUGGAAAAAUAACAAAAGAAGAUGUGGAAGAGAUGAGGGAGAUAUUCGGCAAAAUCGAUCUUGA